GGCUAUGUAACUAGCAACUUAAGAUGACAUAACUGUAAGAGAUUUUAAGAGUAGCAGGGAAAAAGUGUCCUAAAUUACACACUUACAUGUUUUUUACAUUGAAAAAAAGUUUUAAAAAAUUAAGUAAAUAAAAAAGAUAAGGAUGUGGAGAGCUCCAAUGACUAGGUUUGCCUUGGGUCCUCAAAUGACAAAAUACGCCCCUGGCCGUGCUAGAUGACAUGAAACCUACAGGCCAAUACAUAAUAGGCAGCAGGUGUUUGAAUUCAAUUGACAGAAUUGAUAACAUUACCUUCUUCUCCGUGUUGAUCAUAAAUGUCCCUUUUCUUUGGGUCGCUGAGGACCUCAUAAGCCUCGGCGAUCUCCUUAAAUUUAUCCUCGGCGGCCGCAGACUUGUUCUUGUCGGGAUGCCAUUUCAGCGCCUGCUUUCUGUACGCUUUCUUGAUGUCCUCCUCUGUGGCUCCUUUACUGAUGCCCAGCGUUUUAUAAUAAUCUUUGCCCAUCGUUUUCUGCAUUUAACUUCAAAGCCUCGUCGAUGAAAAGGGAGAGAGGCGAAAAAAGCUUCUUCAGCCCGGACUAACGUCCACCGAGUCGAAUAAGACAGAGCAUUUGGGAGACGAAUGCUGAGCUCCGUGUUAUUAUAUUGUUAUUAUAUGCUGCUUGCAGGGUGACCCUUUAAAUAGACAAAGCGUCUCCCUCCUCUGCAGGCUGCAGCAGCCUUCGACGUGCGUCAAGCUCAGCGCCUGAGACCAUUCUACUUCUGGGUUGAGUUUCAGGCGCGAAAGCUACUUGACUCGGUGCUGUUUACCUGAACUUUUGUUGUUAUGUUGUUUUAAAACGUCAUUGUGAUUAAAUGUCACCUACCACUUUAUACUUUCAAUUUGAUAGUACUCGCAUGUAUCUUAAUUAUCGCAAUAUAGUCGAUAUAUUCGUCAUAUAUUACAAGGAUGUGGUAUUUGACGUGAAGCAGGUAGACCAACAUUGUUAUUUCAAAUAUGCUUAUUCGUCAAAUGAUAGUCUCUGGCAUCAAUCAACUAAAAAUACACAACAAUGUGCAAAAAAAUAACGUUUGAAGAAACAGACUUUGCAGCGUUCGUACCGAGUGUUUAUUUUGAAAUAGCGCUUCCGUUUUUUAAUACAACUAGUUGCAUUGAUGUCCAACUCUGGGAGCCAGGAGAUUUUUGGAGAAGGGAAAAUUAUUUGUCGGCGGGGGGUUUACACUAUACCGGGUUCCAGUUUGCCAGGUGACAAAUAAAAAAAUACUAACAGUGACUAGACAGAACAAAACAGUCUGUUCCGGAUGUGACGCCACCACUGACCGCAUGCUGAAUCGCAGUAUGAAAAGUUACGUUUGCGUGAAAGGAGAAACGAUGCAAGAUGACUAUCAGAUGCAACUGCAGCGCUAUCUGCCGUUUCAAGAUGGCAAUGCAGUUUCCCGAUUUAUUGCUGCUGCUGAGGAUGCUGCAGAUGAUGCUGCUGUUGCUGUGGUGGUGGUCCACUAGCAGUGAGUCAGCACCGGAGCAGGUCUGCUGUGAAGUAAUCAGCACCAAUGGAUCAGUUCCGCGGUUUAUUUGUCAAACUGGACCAGAACAAUGAUGGCUUCAUCUCACUGUCGGAGCUCCACAGAGAAAUGAGCAAGCAUGGCAUCUUGGCGGCGGAUGCCAAGGUCCAGAAUGUCAUUGAUUCCUAUGACAAUGACAACAACGGUGUGCUGGACUAUGAUGAGUUUCUCAGCUACAUGAUGGACAGAGAGAAGAACUGGAAAAUUUACUUUCAUCACCUGGACAAGAACAAGUGUGGGGUGAUUGACCAGGAGGACAUCAUAUGUUUGUUUAAGGAGUUAGGAGUGCUCAUUUCAAAGGCCAAUGCCAAAAAAGUAAUACAAAUGAUGGACACAGACAAUUCGAUGACAGUGGACUGGGACGAAUUCCUGCAGCACGUCAUCCUCAAGCCCGUGGACACCAUCGGGGAGUUGGUGUCAUCAUGGAAACACAGUCUGGUUUUCAAUGUAGGCGAGAGCCGAGCGCUGGCCAUUGAGUUUCCCGAAGACAAUUCUGGUGUUGGUGCGUGGAGGACAUUUGUUCUUGGUGCAGGAUUGGCUGAUGCUGUAUCCCGAACGGCUACAGCUCCCAUCGACCGUCUCAAAACCCAACUGCAGUUUUAUGGAUCCAAAGCCUUCUCUCAAGGCUUUCAGGAGAUUAGGUCCGGCGGCCUGCGUUCCAUGUGGCAAGGCAAUGCUGUCAAUGUGCUAAAGGGGACGCCGCAGUCCACACUUCAGUGUCUUGUCUACGCUCAGAUGAAGGUGUCCAUUCAGGACAGAAGUCAGAAGAAUCUAAGUGUCCGGCAGCGCUUUGGCUUGGGUUGUGUGUCUGGUGCUGUUGCUCAUGCCGUCUUCUACCCUUUGGAGGUGUUGAAAGUGAGACUCAACUUGCAGCGAGUGGGUACCAAUCACGGUGUGGUGGCGUGCGCACGCUCCAUCUAUAGGCAUGAGUCCUUGUCCUCGUUCUACAGGGGCUUCAAACCCAGCAUCCUGUGCAUGAUCCCUUACGCAGGUGUGGAGUGUGCAGUUCAUCAGUCUAUCGUGAACUGGGCCCAGAGUGAUCCAACCUACAGCAGUGACUCCAUGCUGUUCUUCUUCAGUUUUGUGGCCUUUGCUUGUGGACAAAUGACCAGCUACCCUUUGGCAGUCAUAAGAACGCAGCAGCAAGCACAAGCCUUCUCAUCGCAUUCACAAGCUACAUCAGGUGUACUGCAAGGCCUUCUUGGGAUUUACCAGAAACAUGGACUGAGGGGAUACUACAAUGGAAUGGGAGCCAGUUUCGUCAGGGCUGUUCCUUGUGCCCUCAUGAACUUAAUCUUAACAAGAACAUUUGAAAAUCUCUUUUCCUCGACAGAAACCUGAGAUUUAGCAGAGGUGUUGUGUUCUCUAUUGCCUUCUCAAGAAGAAAAUUAAGGGGUGUGCUCCUAUCAGCCACAUUGGAUUAGCUGACGUAACACUUAAUACACGUGCAACUGAAUUAGAAGCACAUUAUUGUUGUUGCUUAUUUCAAACAGAAAUGCUGUGGGAGAUUGAACUGCUAGAUUUGCGUUGGUGAUUGUGUAAUAGUUUAGGUAUUCUCUUGUCCAGUGUUGUUUAUGUGUGUAAAAUAUGUAUGUAGAGUGUCACUGAAUGGGAAUACAGUAGCUUCCGACAUCUCAUAAAAAUAAGACAACAGCUCUCCACCGGUGGGGCCAUUCUUUUUAAUGUCAUUCCUCAUAAAAGUAGAUUCCUGUGCUGGUCGUAA
Molecule: messenger RNA, 3281 nt
Organism: Dunckerocampus dactyliophorus (ringed pipefish)
Lineage: Eukaryota; Metazoa; Chordata; Actinopteri; Syngnathiformes; Syngnathidae
Gene: slc25a24l
Product: solute carrier family 25 member 24, like
Exons: 11
Coding region: 1547-2899 (450 amino acids)
Biological process (GO): transmembrane transport
Molecular function (GO): calcium ion binding; ATP transmembrane transporter activity
Source: RefSeq, a predicted model, not a curated record